ACAAACAUUGAAAUCUUUUUCUCUAUUAUAAACCACCCGCGAUUUUAUCAUAUCGCAAAAAGAACGACAAAACAACCAUUCCAAGGCAGUCAGAUUAUUCAACAAUUCCGAGAGCAUUGAAUGGCGUUCAAGAUCGCCUCUUCUGCGCUUAAGCGCAUCGUAUCGAAUGUAGAGGUCGAACGCAAGUUUAAUCUGGGACCGAAGUUCACCUCUAUCAUCGAGAACCACACUGGCCACCGAGAGAAGAUCCCGUUCAUCUUACGCAGCCAUCCGGGUCAGGUCAUUCGCGACACGUACUACGACACGGAGGAUAGCCAUCUUGAGAAGUUGGGCAUGUGGGUCCGGCGACGCUCCGUCAAUGUACUGCCACUAAACCCUACACGGACAAUCGCCGGCGCAAAGAACGGCGCGCAGUGGAACGCUAAGUUGCGGCUCGGCGGUCAUUACAGCAACUCACAGUUCAUCGAAUUCGACGGCAAGCCAGACGUCUCGCGCGAGGUGCUGCGCAUCACCGACAUGAAGACGAAGCUUGAAGAUUUGCGCGUGGUCUCGGACCUGCAGACGCGCCGAUCGGAGUGGGAGGUGACGCACCUGGCGGACGGCACGCCGCCAUCGGCAAAAAUGACAAUUGUCGUGGACGCGGUCACCGAGGCCGAGGCCGAGGCCAACACCGGCAAGGAUGGAAUCGACGAAGCAGCCUUCAACCAUACCAUCGGAGAGGUUGAACUCUUUCAGGAGAUCGUGACCGAGGGAAAAGAUGAGGCAGAGCACGAGGCGCAUCGGAAGGAAAUUGGGGCGCAAAAGAUGAAGGAGUUGGAGGAGUUCAUGUUGUCCCAUCCAGACCUAUUCUCCACGAGUCCAUCUCCGAUUGGCAAGCUCACCGCGUACGAUACGUGGAAGGCUGAACGUACCUAGCUGGGGAGCUGAAGAUGGUCUACUUGACAGAACCAAAGGUUGGAAGACACUAUCCAACGAUGCGAUUCAAUUACACAGGUGAUCGAGUUAGUUCGGAGCUAGGGUGGUCUUGCCAAAUCAUAUCUGACUUCACAUGAAGCUGAGAACGUUAUUAAAAUGGGAAACUACGAGUCCUAACAAUGUCGUGAUGUAAUUGUCUCAAGUGAAUUACUGGACGCAAAGGAAACCUUCUGCCUUUAUAAUUUCCAACUAGCGGUUAGCUAGCCGAGUAUCCUCGCUACUUCCAAGGCUGUUAACUGACAAGCCUUCCUGCC
Molecule: messenger RNA, 1229 nt
Organism: Annulohypoxylon truncatum
Lineage: Eukaryota; Fungi; Ascomycota; Sordariomycetes; Xylariales; Hypoxylaceae
Exons: 1
Coding region: 121-915 (264 amino acids)
Biological process (GO): thiamine diphosphate metabolic process; dephosphorylation
Molecular function (GO): thiamine triphosphate phosphatase activity; magnesium ion binding
Source: RefSeq, a predicted model, not a curated record